Messenger RNA from Striga hermonthica, 1821 nucleotides. NCBI's taxonomy places the organism in Eukaryota, Viridiplantae, Streptophyta, Magnoliopsida, Lamiales, Orobanchaceae. The record is from the annotation of a GenBank genome assembly.
AUGGCCGAUCAGAGGUUGACGCGUAUCGCAAUUGUGAAUUCCGACAAGUGCAAGCCCAAAAAGUGUCGCCAGCAGUGUAAAAAGAGUUGCCCCGUCGUCAAAACUGGUAAGUUUUGCAUUGAGGUGACUUCUGCAAACAAGGUUGCUUUCAUCUCAGAGGAAUUGUGUAUUGGAUGUGGUAUAUGUGUGAAGAAAUGCCCGUUUGAAGCCAUCCAGAUUAUUAAUCUACCAAAGGACUUGGAUAAGGAUACCACUCAUCGUUAUGGUCCUAACACCUUCAAACUGCAUAGGCUACCUGUUCCAAGGCCUGGGCAAGUUCUUGGCUUGGUUGGGACUAACGGCAUAGGGAAAUCAACUGCGCUUAAAGUUUUGGCUGGGAAAUUGAAACCGAACUUGGGACGUUUUAUUGAUCCACCUGAUUGGCAGGAAAUAUUGACCUAUUUUCGAGGAUCCGAGCUGCAAAACUACUUUACCCGUGUUCUUGAAGAUAAUUUGAAGGCAAUCAUCAAGCCCCAGUACGUGGACAAUAUCCAUAAAAAUGCCCAAGGCAAUGUUGGUCAAGUCCUUGCUCAGGCAAAUGAGAGGCACUUGAUAGAAGAACUUGGUGUUGAUCUCGAGCUUAAUCGGGUCAUGGACCGCAAUGUGGAAGAUUUAUCUGGUGGCGAGCUACAAAGAUUCUCCAUAGCUUUUGCCGCUCUACACGAUGCGGAUAUCUAUAUGUUUGAUGAGCCCUCAAGUUACCUUGACGUGAAACAGAGGCUCAAAGCUGCGCAAGUCAUCAGAUCCUUACUUAAGCCCAGCAGCUAUGUAAUUGUUGUGGAGCACGAUCUUACUGUGCUUGAUUACUUAUCGGACUUCAUCUGCUGCCUUUAUGGGCAACCUGGUGUAUACGGGGUGGUAACGCUCCCAUUUUCAGUCAGGGAAGGAAUUAACAUUUUCCUGGCUGGAUUUGUCCCUACCGAGAAUCUCAGGUUUCGGAAUGAAUCCCUUACAUUCAAGGUUGCCGAGACUCCACAGGAAUGUGCUGAGGAAACUGAGACGUAUGCAAGAUACAGGUACCCAGCCAUGACCAGAACUCAGGGAAAUUUCAAGCUCAAGGUCAUGGAGGGUGAAUUUACCGAUUCACAAAUUGUUGUGAUGCUUGGUGAAAAUGGGACUGGAAAAACCACUUUUAUACGGAUGCUGGCCGGUCUUCUGAAACCUGAUUCGGUCGACGGAUCAGAUGUGGGCAUACCUGAGUUUAAUAUCUCUUACAAGCCACAAAAAAUCACCCCCACAUUUCAGUCGACUGUUAGAAUUCUAUUACACCAGAAAAUUCGGGACUCGUAUGUGCAUCCUCAGUUUGUGUCGGAUGUUAUGAAACCACUGUUGAUCGAGGAACUAAUGGACCGAGAGGUUGUGAAUCUUUCUGGUGGAGAAUUACAGAGAGUUGCUCUCGCCCUUUGCCUUGGAAAGCCUGCAGAUAUAUAUUUAAUAGACGAACCAAGUGCGUAUCUAGACUCAGAGCAGCGUAUAGUGGCUUCGAAAGUCAUAAAGAGGUUCAUACUCCACGCAAAAAAGACUGCAUUUGUUGUCGAGCAUGAUUUCAUAAUGGCCACUUACCUAGCAGAUCGAGUGAUUGUGUAUGAGGGGAAGCCGUCCAUAGAUUGCAAGGCCAAUUCGCCACAGUCACUUUUGACCGGGAUGAACCUGUUUCUAUCCCAUCUGGAUAUUACGUUCAGACGGGAUCCCACAAACUACCGUCCACGGAUUAACAAACUGGAGUCGACUAAGGACCGAGAGCAGAAAACUGCUGGGUCUUAUUAUUAUUUGGACAACUAA